CCAAUAUCACAUUCCCAAUCUCGGUGCAAGAUCUGCAAAGGCGCCAUUUGCAAAGCUAGAUUCUCUCUCUGCAAAUCUCUACGUACCUCUCCUUGUCUGUGUAUCAGCGACUGCCCUAAGAUGUCUUGCGAACCAACAAGUCUCAAGCGUGAAGGAACCAUGCAAGUCACCGCUCAGGAGGGUGAAGCUUUCCUCGAGAGUCAAGGCAUGAAAGUGACAGAUGAUGACGCCAAGACACGAGCUCAGAAAGAGAAGCUCGAGGAAAUUACAACACCGAGCAAUGAAGACAAGCCACGCAUACCUCGAGAGGGGACAAUGGCUGUCACUGCCAAGGAGGGCAAGGAGCUGCUUGGUGAUGGCUCCUACGAGAAGACACGUCAACAGACAGCUGCCUCCAACGAGGAGACCUCUGCCAAUGGAGACGAGAGCAAGCCCCGCAUACCCAGGGACAACACCAUGGUCGUCACUGCACAGGAGGGAGAGCAACUCCUUGAUGGAGAGAAGCGGGAGAAAACCAGGGCUCAAACUGCUGCAACUAAAGAGGAGCAGACUCCUCCUAAAGUCAAGAGAGCCACUACUAUUGCCCAGACUGCUGAGGCGAGUACUCAUAUCCUAGGAGAUGAGGAGCGUGGUAAGACACGCUCUGAGACCAGGAAGAUCUCCCUGAGUGAUGAGGAGAAGCCAGCAGUCAAGAGGGCCAACACUAUGGAACAAACUGCUAAGGAGGGAGAGGAAUUUCUAGCUAGGGAGGCUAAACGGGCCAAACUGGACGGAGAGAAUGGGGAAGCUCAAGAGGAGGUCAAAGCAGAGUCUUAAACAACAGGCACUACUACCCCCCCUCCCUCACUGGAAACAAUAUCUAGCUUAUUUUAGGCAAAAUAAUAUCGCUCUUUAUAAACUAUCUACAGAACUGUUGCAUACAACCAUACUCACAUUCAUAUACCCUUACCUCAUGCAUUUUACUGUUUAUACACUUUGGGUUUAAUCAUCACUUUAAAAAGUCAAA
Halichondria panicea is the source of this 1006-nucleotide messenger RNA. RefSeq lists its product as uncharacterized. Lineage: Eukaryota; Metazoa; Porifera; Demospongiae; Suberitida; Halichondriidae. The record is from RefSeq and is a predicted model, not a curated record. The coding region runs from base 121 to 816 and encodes 231 amino acids. The transcript is spliced from 6 exons.